Molecule: messenger RNA, 1617 nt
Organism: Cariama cristata (Red-legged seriema)
Lineage: Eukaryota; Metazoa; Chordata; Aves; Cariamiformes; Cariamidae
Gene: GIN1
Product: gypsy retrotransposon integrase 1
Exons: 7
Coding region: 1-1578 (525 amino acids)
Biological process (GO): DNA integration
Molecular function (GO): nucleic acid binding
Source: RefSeq, a predicted model, not a curated record
AUGGUCCGUAGCGGAAAAAAUGGUGGGCUCCACCUGAAGCAGAUCGCAUACUACAAGCGAACAGGGGAGUAUCAUCCCACAACAUUACCAAGUGAAAGAAGUGGUAUCAGAAGAGCAGCCAAAAAAUUUGUCUUCAAAGAAAAUAAGUUGUUCUAUGUUGGAAAAGACAGAAAACAAAUGCGCCUGGUAAUUGUUUCAGAUGAAGAGAAGAAGAAGGUGCUUGAAAAAUGCCAUGAAAAUUCUGCUGGCACUCAUCAUGGCAUAUCAAGGACACUGACUUUAGUGGAAUCUAGUUACUACUGGACCUCUGUAACAAAUGACGUCAAACAGUGGGUGUAUGCUUGCCAGCAUUGCCAAGUGGCAAAGAAUACAACCACCACAGCACUCAAAACACACCCUAUCAAAGCAGAGGACCCGUGGACAGCAGUCACUAUAGACCUAAUGGGACCUUUUAAUGUUACCAACAGAAACCACAAGGACAUCAUAAUUAUGACAGAUUUGUUUACAAGAUGGACUGUUAUCUUGCCACUGCAUGACACUUCAGCAGCUGAAAUUGCUAAGGCAAUCAUAAAUGUGUUUUUCUUAUAUGGGCCACCUCAAAAAAUGCCUAUUGAUCAAGGGAAGGAGCUUGUUUAUCAGAUAAAUGAAGAACUGUUUGCACUAUUUGGAAUGAAACAAAUUGUAUUGUCUUAUCCUCAGACAGAUGAUGUAAAUGAAAGAACAUGCAAGGCAAUCAAAGCUUUCCUUAACAAAUACUGCACCGACCAUCCAAAUGAUUGGGAUGAACAUUUGUCUGCUAUUGCCUAUGCUUUCAAUUUGACAAAUUUGGAGCCAGAUCACAACACCCCAUAUUUCCAAAUGUUUAAUCGUAACCCACAUGUUGAGCCAAUGAAUAUAUGUGUGGAAGGAGAAUACAGUAUGUUUGCCAAAAUAUUUGAAGCAACUAAAAAUACCUGUCAAGCGCUAGAAGAGAAAACCUCAGAUUGCCAGGUGGAGAAAAACACUUCAGAUGAACAAAAAAUCAGAAACAAAAUCGCUGUCAAAAGGAAGCCAAAGCAGUUAAAUACCCUUCAACUGAAAGUUGGUCAUGAAGUCCUCAGGCAAAGAAAAAACUGGUGGAAAGAUGGUCGUUUCCAGUCGGAAUGGGUUGGUCCUUGUAUUAUAGAUUAUAUCACAGAUAAUGACUGUGCAAUAUUAAGAGAUGCCACAGGAUCCAGGUUGAAAAGACCCAUCAAGAUGUCUCACCUCAAGCCAUAUGUAAGAGGGUCCAGUGAAAAAGACAACCAUUGCUUUUUACAUGGUGCAGUAGUUGUUGACCAUGACUAUAUUGGCUUACCUGAAAGAUCCUAUAAUCCAAGCCAACAAGAUUCUGUUGCUGAAGGGGAAAUAAAUGCCUACACGAGAGAUGUCAUGUCUGCUGUACAAAUGCCACCUGCAGCCUGCAAAGACCAAGAAUCAACAGAUGGUAAACAUCAGUCUGAGCUGACAGAAGAUCAUUGCAUUGAGUCAAACACUGCAAAGCUGGAGCAGUUGUCUUCGCCUUGUUGGACACUUCAGACCAAGAUAGAGGAUACUUAAGCAUAGUCUCAUGUCACAUUUCAUUGCCAAACAACUUGG